UUCAUUGAGAAAAGGAGAAAACUUUACAAGACGUAAACGUCGUCGUUUAGAGUGAGAAAGAGAGUGAGAGAUGCGUAGAUUCUCUACCAUAGUCGAUCGUUUGAUCAGCAAACGCUAUAUUCUCUUACCAACCUCUCAAGGAACUUCACGAAUCGAUUUCAUCUGCAAAAGGUUUCACAUUUCUAAAGUUCUCAAAUACGAUUUCGUGGAGUCGGCGGAGAGGAUCAACGGGGCUGGUUUAGUUUGUCCAGAGAAGAGGCAGCAGGAGGAUGAAUUCGCCGGUGACGUCGAGAAGAUAUACAGAAUCCUGCGGAAUUACCAUUCUAGGGUUCCGAAGCUGGAGCUUGUUCUUCACGAAUCCGGCAUCAAUCUGCGACCCGGGUUAAUCGUGCGAGUGCUGAGUCGGUGUGGCGAUGCUGGGAAUCUAGGUUACAGAUUCUUUCUCUGGGCAGCGAAGCAACCUGGUUACUGUCACAGCUACGAAGUGUGCAAAUCGAUGGUGAAGAUUCUUAGUAAAAUGCGGCAAUUCGGAGCGGUUUGGGCAUUAAUCGAAGAGAUGAGGAAAGAGAAUCCGCAGUUGAUUGAGCCGGAAUUGUUCGUUGUACUGAUGAGGAGGUUUGCUUCUGCUAAUAUGGUGAAGAAAGCAGUAGAAGUGCUCGACGAAAUGCCUAAGUAUGGUAUAGAGCCUGACGAGUAUAUCUUCGGCUGCUUGUUAGACGCCUUGUGUAAGAACGGUAGUGUUAAGGAUGCUUCAAAGCUUUUCGAGGAUAUGAGAGACAAGUUUCCUCCGAAUCUUCGGUAUUUCACUUCGUUGUUGUAUGGUUGGUGCAGGGAAGGGAAGUUGAUAGAAGCUAAACAUGUUUUGGUUCAGAUGAAGGAAGCAGGGCUUGAGCCAGACAUUGUGGUUUUCACAAACUUGCUAAGUGGGUAUGCUCAUGCUGGUAAAAUGGCGGAUGCUUAUGAUCUUAUGAAGGAUAUGAGAAGGAGAGGUUAUGAGCCGAAUGCUAAUUGCUACACGGUUUUGAUCCAGGCGUUGUGUAAGAUGGAGAAGAGAAUGGAUGAGGCCAUGAGGGUUUUUGUUGAGAUGGAAAGGUAUGGUUGUGAGGCUGAUAUAGUGACUUACACCGCACUGAUAAGUGGGUUUUGCAAAUGGGGAAUGAUCGAUAAAGGUUAUAGUGUUUUAGAUGAUAUGAGGAAGAAAGGAGUUAUGCCGUUGCAAGUAACUUAUAUGCAGAUAAUGGUGGCUCAUGAGAAGAAAGAACAAUUUGAAGAGUGUUUGGAUUUGAUUGAGAAGAUGAAGCAAAAUGGUUGUCUUCCUGAUCUUCUCAUUUACAAUGUAGUGAUCAGAUUGGCCUGCAAGUUAGGAGAAGUGAAAGAAGCUGUUCGGUUAUGGAAUGAAAUGGAAGCUAAUGGUUUAAGCCCUGGAGUUGAUACGUUUGUUAUUAUGAUCAACGGAUUUGCAAGCCAAGGUUGUCUAAUCGAAGCCUGCGAUCACUUUAAAGAAAUGGUAAGCCGAGGAAUAUUCUCUGCGCCUCAUUAUGGAACGUUGAAGAUAUUGCUGAAUACUCUUGUUAGAGAUGAUAAGCUGGAAAUGGCGAAAGACGUUUGGAGUUGCUUAUCAAACAAAAGCUCUUCUUGUGAGCUGAAUGUAUCAGCUUGGACGAUAUGGAUCCAUGCUUUGUUCGCGAGAGGUCAUGUGAAGGAGGCAUGUUCGUAUUGUCUGGAUAUGAUGGAGAUGGACUUGAUGCCGCAGCCUGAUACUUAUGCGAAACUUAUGAAAGGAUUGAAUAAACUGUAUAAUAGGACGAUCGCUGCAGAGAUAACAGAGAAAGUGAGGAAGAUGGCAAGUGAGAGAGAGAUGAGUUUUAAGAUGUAUAAGAGGAGAGGUGAGGAGGAUUUGAUUGAGAAAGCUAAACCUAAAGGGAAUAAAGAAGGGAAGAAGAAGAAGACAGCUCAUCUUCAUAAGCAUAAAUGGAGAGUGUCUCUAGCUCGUGACCGUCUUAGGUCCAAAGCACCAUUAUCGUCUUCUCCUACUUCGUCUUCUUUUACCUUUCGUGUCCUCUCUUCUCCGUUUUCUUCGAAGCGGCAUGCGCCCAAGGCGAGUAAAGAAGAAGAGCCGCCUUUAAAAGAAUCCGUUUUGCUGUACCCGAAAGAUCCGUCGAGCACACCUAAGCUCUUCCUUGUCCAGCCUCGUCUUUCGCCGCCUAAGUUUCUGCAGGCGAAGCUGAACGAAGCGCUCUGCCUCGCGAAUUCGCUUGAAGAACAGAGACAUGGGUACUUCGAAUCUGAUUUCUUCGACAAGGAAUUGCCUUCUCAUGUUGUUGUCCAAAACCCUGUUGCUAGAUCGCCUAAAGCUCACGUAGAUACUUAUUUCGGGUCUGGGACUGUAGACAACAUCAAGUGCCAUCUAAAUGCUGAAGAUUCCAAGGAAGAAGUUGAUGCUGUUUUUGUCAACGCCAUUUUGUCAGCUGUUCAACAACGAAAUUUGGAGAGAAUAUGGGAAAAACCUGUACUAGACCGUGUAGGCCUUAUAAUCGAAAUAUUUAAUGCUCAUGCGCAUACCAAGGAAGCAAAACUUCAGGCUGAGUUAGCAGCUCUGAUGUACAAAAGGAGCAGGCUGGUUCGAGUGCGUGGUACUGAUGGAAAACAGACUUUUGGGCAGUUUGGAGAAGCUGAAGUUGUUAGUGCCCGAGGGAGAGCAGCAAGUAAGGGAUCUGGUUUCGUAGGUGGUGCAGGAGAAACUGAGCUUCAGCUUCAGCGCCGAAGAAUAUCAGACCGGAAGCUUCGCUUGUUAUCCCAAAUUAAAGAUGCCAGACGAACACGGCUAUUGCAGCGAGCUGCGCGUAGGAGACAAGGUGGUUUAGAGGGUAAAAGUUUAGCCACCAUUGCUGUCGUUGGUUACACCAAUGCUGGAAAAUCAACUCUGACAAGUGCUUUAACAAGGACUGCUCUCUACUGCAAUGAGCGAUUGUUUGCCACUUUAGAUCCUACACUCAAAAGUGCCAUCCUUCCUUCUCGAAGGAAAGUGCUUCUUAGUGACACUGUUGGAUUCAUAUCAGAUCUGCCUAUACAGUUGGUGGAAGCAUUUCAAUCGACUUUGGAAGAAGUUGUAGAAGCUGAUCUACUUCUGCAUGUAGUUGAUUCAACGGCUCCAAAUAUCGAGGAGCAUCGUUCAACAGUGUUUCAUGUCCUUAAUCAAAUUGGAGUACCAGAAGAGAAGCUUAAAAAUAUGAUUGAAGUCUGGAAUAAAAUUGAUUAUGAAGAAGAAGAAGAGCAAGUGGAAGACAUGCAUUAUCUAGAUGAUGGCAAAGGAGAAGAAGAAGAAGAAGAAGCAGCUGAGUUAAUCGACGGUUCAAUAGCUGAAGAAACUUUGGAAGCAUCUGAAGCAGCAGUUGAGGAAGACCAAAUUGAAAACCAAGAAGAUGACUCUGAUGGAUGGCUAUUGUCUGAUGAAAAUGUCAGUGACUCUGAGCUCUGGAAAGUUCCAGAAGAUGCUAAACUAGUUGCUGCACAGAAGAAUGGACCAGAUGUCAGAGUCUCUGCAUUGACCGGAGUUGGUCUGAAGGAAUUGAUGUAUCUUAUUGAUGAGAGAUUGAAAGGUGAAGAUGAUAAGCUUAGGUCUCAGACAGUAGUUGAAAGGAGCGAGCUUCAGAGCCGUAAAUGGAGACCACCUCGUAAAGAUGAUGAAGAGUUAGCCGUUGAACAAUAGUUUUGUCUGUCAAAUUGCUUCUGUUGAAUUACAAUGAAGUUGAGGACUUUGUGUAUUUUCUUUUUAAUAAAACAGAACUACAGAAGUGUAUGCCGUUUACGUGUUAAAACGGCAAGAGGUUUGUUAAGAAUUGUUAAAUGGCCGUCAAUGCGACGUCGUUUUCAGCACA
This is a messenger RNA of Eutrema salsugineum, 3878 nucleotides long. Its product is annotated as pentatricopeptide repeat-containing protein At3g49730. Bases 71 to 3709 code for a protein of 1212 amino acids. Gene Ontology annotation, molecular function: GTP binding; protein binding; ribosome binding. The transcript is spliced from 14 exons. The record is from RefSeq and is a predicted model, not a curated record. Gene Ontology annotation, cellular component: cytoplasm. NCBI's taxonomy places the organism in Eukaryota, Viridiplantae, Streptophyta, Magnoliopsida, Brassicales, Brassicaceae.